AUUUCAACAUCAUAGGAGCCCGGUAGACCGGCCGAGGAACAUACACCAUGGUGGAACCAGUCCCUGAAUUCAUCCACUUUCCCACCGAGGAGGAGCGUAUCCUUCAGUUCUGGAAUGAAAAGGACUGCUUUCAGGAGUGUCUGAAGCAGUCCAAGAACAGGCCAAGAUACACCUUCUAUGAUGGGCCUCCCUUUGCCACUGGUCUUCCCCAUUAUGGCCACAUUUUGGCAGGCACCAUCAAGGAUAUCGUCACUCGGUUUGCUCACCAGAGUGGGUUUCAUGUGGACAGGAGAUUUGGAUGGGAUUGUCACGGCUUGCCUGUGGAGUACGAGAUCGAUAAAACACUCGACAUUAAAGGGCCCGAGGAUGUUGCCAAGAUGGGAAUUGCAGAGUACAACAAGCAGUGCCGGAAAAUUGUGAUGAGGUACUCCACCGAAUGGGAGGUGUCUGUGACCAGAAUGGGACGCUGGAUUGAUUUUAAGAACGACUACAAGACUCUGUACCCCACUUUCAUGGAAAGUGUGUGGUGGGUCUUUAAGCAGCUGUAUGACAAAGGCCUGGUCUACCGAGGGGUGAAGGUCAUGCCUUUUUCUACUGCUUGCAACACCCCACUGUCCAACUUCGAGUCCCACCAAAACUAUAAGGAUGUUCAAGACCCGUCUGUCAUUGUCAACUUCCCCCUGGAAGAGGAUGAGAGUGUGUGUCUGAUCGCCUGGACCACCACCCCAUGGACCCUGCCUAGUAACCUUGCUCUGUGUGUAAACCCCGAGUUCCAGUAUGUCAAAGUCAAAGAUAACGCCACCAAGAAGGUCUACGUCAUGAUGGAGGCGCGGCUAGGGGCACUCUUCAAAUCCGAGGACGAGUACACAGUUGUGGAUAAAUUCCCUGGCAAGAUGCUGAAGGGGAAGAAAUACAAACCUCUCUUUGACUACUUCAUCAAGAGCAAGGACAACGGCGCCUUCACUGUGGUGGUGGAUAACUACGUUCGGGAGGAGGAGGGCACGGGGGUUGUCCACCAGGCCCCUUACUUUGGAGCUGACGAUUACAGGGUCUGCAUGGAUUAUGACAUCAUUCAGAAGGACUCAGCCCCCAUCUGCCCAGUAGAUGCUUCUGGAUGCUUCACGCCAGAGGUCACUGACUUCGUGGGACAGUAUGUCAAGGAUGCAGACAAGAACAUUAUCAAGUUGUUGAAGGAGAGGGGCCGCCUGGUCAACACCAGCACUUUCAAGCACAGCUACCCUUUCUGUUGGAGGUCGGACACCCCUCUCAUCUACAAGGCUGUACCCAGCUGGUUUGUUAGAGUGGAGCACAUGGUGGACAAACUGCUGGACAACAAUGGCAAAUGCUACUGGGUCCCUGAGUUUGUGAGGGAGAAGCGCUUUGGGAACUGGCUGAGGGACGCACGUGAUUGGGCGGUGUCCCGGAACCGUUACUGGGGCACCCCCAUUCCCCUGUGGGUCAGUGAUGACCUUGAGGAGGUGGUGUGCGUGGGGUCACUGGCUGAGCUGGAGGAGCUCACAGGAGUGAAAGUAACCGAUCUUCAUCGGGAAAGCAUUGACCACUUGACCAUCCCGUCCCGUUCCGGGAAGGGCGAGCUGCGCAGGGUGUCGGAGGUCUUCGACUGCUGGUUUGAGAGCGGGAGCAUGCCCUACGCCCAGGUGCAUUACCCCUUCGAAAAUCGGCGGGAGUUUGAGGACACCUUUCCGGCAGACUUCAUCGCGGAGGGUAUCGACCAGACCAGGGGAUGGUUUUACACACUGCUGGUACUGUCAACAGCCCUUUUUGGUAAACCACCAUUCAAGAACGUGAUCGUAAACGGGCUGGUCCUUGCAAGCGAUGGACAGAAGAUGAGUAAACGCAAGAAGAAUUACCCAGAUCCCAAUGUGAUAGUGAAAAACUAUGGUGCUGAUGCCCUCAGGCUGUACCUGAUCAAUUCCCCCGUGGUGCGAGCGGAGAACCUGCGCUUCAAAGAGGAGGGGGUGCGCGACGUGCUGAAGGACGUGUUCCUGCCCUGGUACAACGCCUACCGCUUCCUGGUUCAGAACGUCCAGAGGCUGCACAAGGAGGAGGAUAUUCAGUUCUUGUACAAUGAGAACACGGCCAAGGCGAGCGACAACAUCAUGGAUAAAUGGAUCCAGUCGUUCACACAGUCGCUCAUCCAGUUCUUCAAGGCUGAAAUGGACGCUUACCGGUUGUACACUGUUGUCCCAAAACUGGUCAAGUAUGUCGACAUGCUCACAAACUGGUAUGUGAGGACGAACCGCCGGCGACUGAAGGGUGAGAAUGGAAGCGAGGACUGCGUGUGGGCUCUGGAGACCCUGUUCAGUGUUCUGUUCUCCAUGUGCAGACUGAUGGCUCCCUUCACCCCGUUCAUCACGGAGAUGAUGUACCAGAACCUGAAGCACUUGAUCGACCCUGCCUCCUCAGAGAAGGACAGCGGCAGCAUCCACUACCUAAUGCUUCCACAAGUCAGAGAGUCACUGAUUGACAAGCGCAUUGAGAACGCAGUGUCUCGCAUGCAGUCGGUCAUUGAGCUGGGCCGGGUCAUUAGGGACCGAAAGACCCUCCCCGUCAAGUAUCCCCUGAAGGAGGUGGUGGUUAUCCAUCAGGACCCUGAGGCUCUGAGCGAUAUCCAGUCUUUGCAGAAAUACAUUCUGGAGGAACUGAACGUUCGCCAGCUCACUCUGUCCACAGACAAAGACAAAUACGGCAUCAGACUGAGGGCGGAGCCCGAUCACAUGGUUUUGGGCAAGCGUCUGAAGGGGGCCUUCAAGUCUGUCAUGGCGGCCAUCAAGGAGCUGAAGAGUGAGCAGCUGGAGGUCUUCCAGAAGACAGGAUCCAUUGUGGUGGAAGGACAUGAGCUUCAUGAGGAGGACCUGCGUCUGAUGUACACCUUCGAUCAGACGUCAGGAACGGCCGCGCAGUACGAGGCCCACUCAGAUGCACAGGUCCUCGUUCUGCUGGACAUCACUCCAGACCAGUCCAUGGUGGAUGAGGGUGUGGCCCGCGAAGUGAUCAAUCGUAUCCAAAAACUGCGCAAAAAGGGUCACCUGGUUCCUUCAGAUGAGAUAACGGUGUACUACAGUUCCCAGCCAGCUGGAGAGUACUUGGACAAGGUUAUCCAGGCCCAUACAGACUUCAUCCUGGCCACCAUCAAGGCUCCUCUCAGUCCCUAUCCUGUGGCCAAGAAUGCCAGUGUCAUCGUACAGGAGAAAACCCAGCUGAAGGGCUCUGAUCUGGAUCUCACCAUCAUAAAGGGGGGGUCAUCUUCCCGCACCCCUCUCUCUGGACCCUCCUGUGCCUAUGUGAAUCUCAGGGUGCAGGUGAACAAUAAACCUCAAGAGGGAGUGAUUCUGCUGGAGAAUCCGAAGGGAGACAACAAGCUGGAUGUGGACAGGCUGAAAGUGGUGUGUGCCAGUGUUUUUGGCCUUCAGAACACCAGGCUGUCUGUGUUCAAUGGGAAGACAGAGCUGACCAGGAAAAGCGACCUCAUGGCCCUGAAUGGACAGACACUGUUUGUGACCUCAGGAGGCAGUCCUACAGAAGCCCCCAGCGGGGAACCGCUGCUCUGCCCCUACGUCAAUCUGCAGCUGCUCAACGCCCAGCCAGCCGAAUGCCAGAGCGGCGAUGUGGGCACUAUGCUGCUAGCCAACCCAGUGGGUCUGAAUGGGCUGUCGCAUGCAGACCUUCUGAAAGAGACUGCCAAGCUGUUUGGACUCAGGGGCAGGAGACUCCGGUUGUACCUGGAUGAGGCCCUCAGUGAAGAGGUCACAGAAAACUCUCCUGUGAAGACAUUGAACACGAAGACGCUGUACGUUAAAGUUUUACCGACAACAGCGGAAGCUUAAGGAGUUGAUGAUUUGGGAAGAAAUGUUGCCUUGCUUGCAACUCCAUUCAAAACUUUUAAUAGGUGUUGAGAAUUCAAGUACAAAUCCUCACUGUCUGUCCUGGAUCCUUGAAUACCUGUCAUCCUACUAUUCAUUUUAUAACCUGAAAUAACUGUCUCAACAAUCCAAGAAACCAGUUCCUACUGUAGAACUUCCCACACUUCAGAUGUGGCCUGGAAGUUGUAAAGGGCUCUUUCUGUCUGUGUUCAGACUGUUGCUGUGAAGCACUUACAGAAAUGGCAACAUCUGAGUAUGAUUACAUGGAAUUGAAAUUGGGUGAAUAUGGUUAGCUUCCUCCAAGCAACUCUUGUAAACUUAACUUCUCAGAGUAACAAAGGGAAUUGCACUGUACCAUUCCACUGCUUGGGAUUUAUACUGAAGGUCUGGGGAAAGAUACCAUUACAUAUAAAGCCAAACUCAGAUGGGUUGCCAGAUGUUGUUUCCCCAGGGACACGGAAUCCAGUUCUUAAGUUGUCCUUUAGAUAGAACAGGUGUCUGUGUCUUAGGAUUCUUCCUCUGGUACCUUUGCAUAACUGAUACGUGUUCAUUCAAAAGCAACAGAAGCACACCCGUGGUGUUCUGUUCUAUGGUGGUA
Messenger RNA from Megalops cyprinoides (Indo-Pacific tarpon), 4482 nucleotides. RefSeq names its product isoleucyl-tRNA synthetase 1 (gene iars1). Gene Ontology annotation, biological process: isoleucyl-tRNA aminoacylation. The coding region runs from base 48 to 3848 and encodes 1266 amino acids. Gene Ontology annotation, molecular function: aminoacyl-tRNA deacylase activity; tRNA binding; isoleucine-tRNA ligase activity. The record is from RefSeq and is a predicted model, not a curated record. The transcript has 34 exons. Lineage: Eukaryota; Metazoa; Chordata; Actinopteri; Elopiformes; Megalopidae.